GCGUUCUGACUACCUUUAAUUUGCAUAGACGGGUUUCGUCUGCAGUUAUUGAAGGUUCGGAAGGUUGACUUGCUAACAAACAGCGGGGGCUGCUUAGCGAGACAGCAAGUGGUGAUUUACUUCACGUCGCAAAUCCGGGUGUUGGGGUUGAGACAGGGCGGUCGUCUUCGCCCGGUCUUGUUACGUAUAAAUGCGGUGAUCGUGCAUGUACCCGGCACUCACACUUCUCAUAAUGAAGGGGAAAAUAGCAGCGUCACGGUCGAGUUGUUCCUUGGUCGUUAAGUCGUCAGAGUAGCUUGAGGGACUGGGGCUUCUCGACACUGAUAAGGACGGAUAGUUACUGUUAUAACCAGCUUUGGGACGACCCAUGGUACUCCGGCUGGGUGAAGACGACUGCUAAUGAUAAGUUGUAGUCCCGGCGUGAGGUGACUAGUGUGGGAAUAUGCAUCACACAGGGGACGCCGUCAAGCCCACAGCAGAGCUGUCGUCGUUUGGGAACAGUUACAUGUCCCCUAACACCCCCGGGUCUGGCUUGUCCUGUGUGUGGGGGGACCACAACCAGAGGCUACGGGAGAUCCUUGAGGACAACCGGCUACCCCAGAUUGUGAAGAUCUGCGAGGAGGAUGUGGUACAGAGUAAUGGGGAAGGAAGUGAAGGGUUCAACUUCCAACAACCCCUGCUCCUGUAUAAGGAAGUGAAGCUGACGAGGGUGUUUUCGCGGAACGUGCGUCGUGACCCGGGACCCAGAGGAAGGGAGAGGGAGGUCGGACCCUACGUCGUCAUUCCGGAACAUUACCCAGGUUUCUUCAAAGUUCUGAACACCGAGGGCAGUGAUGACAUGGCCUUGACCUCCUUAUCCACCGUCGCUAGAAUUAUGCCAGCGUCCUUUCUGUGCCUCGUAAAACUCAAAGGCUUCGUAGCGCAUCACCAACGGAAGGAUACAUUAGUAUAUGAAAAGAAGGAGAUCCCACCGGGACUACUUUAUGUUAUGAAUAUUCAUGAGGAUCAGGUGACAUACAUCAAUAGCCGGAAGUCUGAGAAACGGAAGCUGAUUCUGUCCCUGCGUUGUACAAACCGAGACCGAAACGUAGAGAUAUUAUUGCCCUACGAUUCAACUGGACAAUUUUAUAUUGUCGAUCUGAAGAAAAGUAGUUCCCGAAGUUGUGUGAACGCGGGCGCCUUUGCUCACACUAUCUCUAGCAUCAUGCAAACGUUUGACAAAGACAGUGUAACUAAAGUACAACUUAUAUACGGCGACCCCCCUUCCCAGGAAUGUCAGUUUACGGGGGUUCUCAGAAUUAGUCACGUGACCAAAGAACAUACUGUGAUUGCAUGUACAUUGAAUUCGGUGGAGCCGAAAAUUUUAGAAUUAUCAAUUACUCCACAUCCAAAGUUCAAACUAGCUUUACAAACAGCGGACCAACACAGCGACGUCGUGAAGAGAAAGUGUUUGGCGUUCAUGAAAACUGCCUACGAGAAGUUCCGACGAGAUUUGAAGGUUCGGCGAGAUUACGAGAUCGAGAAACGAGACUUGAGGGAGGAUUACGACUAGGGCUAGUGUGCAAGGCGAUUAAGCUUGUCCCAUGUUGACUUCGUGUACACUUGUUACUCCGCACAUUAUCCGCUUGUGCGUGCGACUCUGAGAGGGCCAUUGGUCUAAUGUGCUGCAGUAAUUACGUAUUUGAUUGACACUGUUGGAACGACAGGAAAGUGAGCCUUUUGGGUAACAAUGCACUGUAUAUCUGAAAAGUUUUGCGAGCAGCGAAAACUGCGAGCGACACACACAAUAGUUUCAUGAUACAGUUAUUUUGGCAGACCAACAACAAACAAAAGACGUAGGGAGACAUUUUUCUUGUAUUCACUUCACUGUAAAUCGGGUGUUCUUUAACUUCUUUUGAGUAGUAUAUAAUACUGAACAAAAAUGGAGAUCAUGAAUAUUUUGGCGCAUAUUUUUUGUAGUGAAGGGUGAGCUCAAAAUUUAAAAUAAAUAUCCCCAGGAAUGAUCCCUAAGUGGUUUGUCAAGUAUAUACCCUUUUCAUUUGACGUGGCUGACCAAUCUGCCUUUGUCUGAAACGCUUUGUCUUGUAGGAGUAUCGGGUAUAGAGAUAUAUUUAAUUAACUGAAUUUGAUCAUAAAUGUUGAAUAUUGCGUGCGUGUAAACCUUAGGAAUUGACGGUGCUAAAUACGUCCGUACCCUCGUUUCAGAAAUGUCGAAAUGUUUCCACAUUUCAUUGGUUUGAAUUGAGAUAGAGGGAGGCACAGCUUAUCGCGAACAUGGACGUAUAUCUGUACCUGAACUCCUUCAUCACUUUAAGCUUAUUAACCCACCAGCUGUAAUCGAAUUUAGGGUUCAUGUUUGUCAAACAAACUGAAUUAUUGUACUCCAUGCAAUGAGGAAAGAAACGGUGAUUGAAAAAGGCCACCAGUAGUAUUACAUCCUGCUAUAGCCGAAGGGAGACUACUUCUCAAUCAGUACAUGUAAUGCUUUACGACGUAAUGUCCAAAGUUCCUGUACUGCACAUGUAUGUGAUAUACACGCAUAUGUGUAUACAUUAUAAUUUAAGUUGUUACAUAGGGUUGUUAUGAUUUGAAAUAUCUAUAAAUUUUGAAACUAUAUAUUUCUACUGUAGUGAUAGGGUAAAAUGAAGACAUGAUCUCAGAAAUACGUGUAUAAAAUAUGAUCAGAAUAAAAUAUGUAUUUACAA
Haliotis rufescens (red abalone) is the source of this 2705-nucleotide messenger RNA. RefSeq lists its product as uncharacterized. The transcript has 2 exons. Lineage: Eukaryota; Metazoa; Mollusca; Gastropoda; Lepetellida; Haliotidae. The record is from RefSeq and is a predicted model, not a curated record. Bases 443 to 1552 code for a protein of 369 amino acids.